AUGCCUGAUAACUCGCUUGACGGCCUCUACGAUGUCGAAGAUAAUGUCGAGGAUGAGGAUAUGUACGACAUUGACAAAGCAUUGGACAAUGAAGAGAGCGAACCGGAGCCCAUGAACCCAGAGCCACAGCCAGACCGCGAUCCCGUACACGGCGAACAUCAUCGCCGGCUCUUAGAAACUCCCGCUCGCAACAACACUGAGCUCUCACCUCUCGUUCGAGCCACCCUGCCAUACAUAGAAUCAAUCGGGCUGGAUCUCACGAUAUUCUUGAAUGCUUUAAGCUGGGGUGAUGGCGGCUGCACGCGCGACCCGGACAUACGCCAUGCACGGACAGGCUCCAUGCACAGUGUGACGAACUGCCUGCGAUCCUUCAUCACUGGUGCCGCUCUCCGCAGGAUACGAAGCGCACGCGGCACCGCCGCGCUACCGCUCUUCCGUGCGUACUCGUUCACCGACACCAUCGAGCGUCUAUGCGACGAGCAUAGGGGAAUACCUAUCGGGGUGAUGAUCGUGUCACAGAUGCUGUACAGUCGAAACCAGAGGCGCAGCCUGUGGCAGAAGCUCAUCACCCUCUACCUCAAGAGCUCAGGUCUGUCUGCGAAUGGACUGGACUAUCUACAUGCACUCGGUGUGACGAUGAGCCACCGCUGGAGUAUCACUAUCGAGACCCGACUAUCCGAACAGUCCAUGAAAGAGGCCGUGCAUGCAUUCCUGCAUCAACCCUCUGUCUUCGCGCACGACAACCUGAACCUCGCAUUCAGAAAGUUCUCGCAGAGGGUAGAUAACCUCGACCACUUCGACUCAGGCACAGAUGCCACACUAUUCACGCAACCAUUCCGUCCGUCGAGCGACCCGCUUCCCAACCUCUCCAACUCCGAGUUCCAACAGUCACGCCGUGCAGGCAGUACCACGCCGCUCACAGAAGCAGAGCUUCUAGCACUCUUCGAGAAAGCCGGUCCGAGUAUACGCGCCCGCAAGGUACACGAGAUCUUACUGGCGCUGAUUCAUUCCCCCGCCUUUGAUCUUGAAACAUAUCCUCACAAAGACGACCCUUGUCUGCGUCCGCCCGAUCCCGUUCACGAGCUUCCGUGCGGGCCUGAAUAUGUCACCAUUCAGUAUGUUCUGUCCACGCUGCACAUCGAGGAAGGGAGCUACCAAGGGAACCUGAAGCUUCUCGGGGAUUGGUUAGUCCAAUUGGGUGUAGUUACACGCAAAGCCCUCGAGCGCUUUGGUCUCGAGAAGCUCUGGCCCUUUGUCGGUGAUCAGCUCACGGUCGAACGACUGCGCGGAUUGGUCAACUCCCGUAGCCAGGACAUGGCCGCGUGUGAUCGUCUCGACCAUCUGGUCCCCAUCGGCGGCUGGUUCCACCUGGAGAUUGCACACACAACCUCCAUCUACGACCAGCACGCCGGCACAAAUGCUGGCAAGGGUCUUCGCCAUGCCUUCACGAAUCUCGAGCGCAAGGGGCUGAGCUCCCUCAAGACGAGCACACCCUACUAUCAUCAUCUGCGAGAGGGCAUCCUGCACACAGCAGAAGCCCACCUUCGGGCGUGCUGGCUCGACAUUGAGGGAAUUGACAAUCUCGCGGAGCUGCGGUCCUAUAGUCCUAGUGAUCUCGUGGACGUUGCCAAGGAUAUACUGGACCUGUAUGCGAGUGUCGACGCAUACGAGCGCGCAAACGAUCACCCAGAAGAGGACAAGGACCACGUUUUCGCGAACGGCAUCAUGUUUCGCAGCGAUGCGCUGGAUUACAUCGUGCUCAUGAGCGCUAUCAAGCACGGCGAUGUCGGCAUGAUGGAGAACAUGUUGCCGACCCUGCUGUGCCGCUUUGCGGGUGGCGGAAACCCCAAGUAUGCGAUAGAGGUCUUGGACCUGUUACAGUGCCUUCACCACGAGUGGACGCCAGAGCUUUCAACAUUUGUACGCGAAUUCUGCUGGCUUGUCAACAUAAAGGGACAUCGCGACAGUUUUCUCCCUAUCGACUUCGCACAAGAACACAACAUAAAGGCGAUCAAGGUCACAUAUCGUAGCAACGGUCCGUAUUCGGGCUGGGAGCUCAUGAGCCGACGUAGCCCCACAAUUCCUAAGAUGCGGCUACUGCGAGAGUGCUUGGACAACCUCGUGCCAACGGUCCGUCGAGGCUCGACGCACACAGCACCCCAAAAGGAAAAAGACGUCGAUAAGCUGGUGAACAUCUACGUCGCGGCAAAUGUUUGCGACAUACGACCCGGGCGAGGGUCCAACUUCUCUGAUGCCGACAUCGUCAGAGAGGUUAAUACAGUGGGUUGGCGUAAGGUUACGGAGCAAGUACGGGCCAAUUGGAUCGAGAGGCGAGCUUGGCCGCGGAAGGAACGAGAGGGGAACGGGUCGGCCGGGGACGAAAUGGACAUCAAUUGA
Molecule: messenger RNA, 2397 nt
Organism: Peniophora sp. CBMAI 1063
Lineage: Eukaryota; Fungi; Basidiomycota; Agaricomycetes; Russulales; Peniophoraceae
Source: the annotation of a GenBank genome assembly